CAUGUUGGAGCUACAGCGGACUCGGGCUGGUAUUUUCUGACGCCGUAUGUUUUUCUUAAAAUAUCUGUUCUCACACAUUGUUGGGGCUCGUCAAUCGUGCGCGAUCGGCGCCGUAAUCGGCAGUGGAAAUGAUGAACUCCAGUGUCGACCUGUCCCGGCGGAAUCCGCAGGAGGAUUUCGAGCUGAUCCAGCGGAUAGGAAGCGGCACAUACGGAGAUGUGUACAAGGCUCGUAACGUAAACACAGGAGAGCUGGCGGCUAUCAAAGUCAUCAAACUGGAACCCGGUGAGGACUUUGCUGUCGUACAACAGGAGAUUAUAAUGAUGAAGGACUGUAAACACUCCAACAUCGUAGCCUAUUUUGGCAGUUAUCUCCGGAGAGAUAAGUUAUGGAUCAGUAUGGAGUACUGUGGAGGAGGUUCUCUGCAGGAUAUUUAUCACGUAACCGGGCCUCUAUCAGAGUCACAGAUAGCCUACAUGUCACGGGAGACCCUGCAGGGUUUAUACUAUCUACACAAUAAAGGCAAAAUGCACAGAGACAUUAAGGGAGCCAACAUCCUCCUGACAGACAACGGCUAUGUUAAACUAGCUGACUUUGGUGUAUCGGCCCAGAUCACAGCAACUCUAGCCAAGAGAAAGUCAUUUAUUGGAACUCCAUACUGGAUGGCUCCAGAGGUAGCAGCAGUAGAGAGGAAAGGAGGUUACAACCAGCUGUGUGAUAUCUGGGCUGUGGGCAUUACUGCAAUAGAGCUGGCAGAAUUACAGCCACCCAUGUUUGAUCUGCACCCCAUGAGGGCUCUCUUCUUAAUGACCAAGAGUAAUUUCCAGCCUCCUAAGUUGAAAGAUAAAGUCAAGUGGACAAAUAACUUCCACCAUUUUGUCAAACUAGCCCUGACCAAGAACCCAAAGAAGAGGCCCACAGCUGAGAAGUUGUUGCAGCACCCUUUUGUGUCCCAGCCUCUCAGCAGGACGCUGGCAAUAGAGCUGCUGGACAAAGCCAACAACCCCGACCACAGCACCUACAAUGACUUCGAUGAUGAUGACCCUGAACCAGAGUCUCCGGUCUCUGUUCCUCAUCGUAUUCGUUCCACCAGCAGGAGCACAAGGGAGGGAAAGACGCUGUCAGAGAUUAACUUUGGUCAGGUGAAGUUUGAUCCUCCAUUGAGAAAGGAGACUGAACCUCAUCAUGAACCAUGUGAUUCUGAGCCCUAUCUGGACUGUGUUGAGGAGCACUACUAUACCGCGAGAUCUAAUCUGGACUUGCAGUUGGAGUACGGGCAUGAUUCAAGUCUACUGGGAGGAAAUAAGAGUCUUCUCAAAUCUGUGGAGGAGGAGCUAAAGCAGAGGGGCCAUAUGGCACACUUAGGGGAUGAUGAGGAUGAUGAUGAUGAUGGUGCAGAUGAUGAUGAAACUCACACUCAUAAAUCAAGCACUAUCAUGAGGCCAAAGGUCCCGCCACCGCUUCCUCCCAAGCCCAAGUCGAUCUGCUCAUCCCAACAGCAGCAGCAGCAGCAACUAAAACACGACGAUAGCCAAUCACACAGCGAGGACGACGGCGGAGGAGGAGGAGGGACCAUCAAACGCUGUCCAGUCCCAGAGACGCCGAGCCCCGCCAAGCCCGCCUCCAACGUUCCCCCGCGGCCCCCACCUCCGAAGCUGCCGCCCCACCGCCGCAGUAGUCUAGGUAACGAGAGCCCCAAGCGCACGGACGUCGAAAACUCUGCCCCAGAGGAUGAUGGGAGCUUUAGGCAUUUCUGGGAGUGGCUCCACACGCCUCACACAGACGAGGAGCUGGAGGAGGCGUGGGAGGUGCUGAAGGAGGUGAAAGAGGAGCAGGAAAAAGAGGAGGAGAAGGAAGAGAGUAAUGGGCUGAACUCUCCACACAGUGGCGAGAGGGAAGGUCCAUCAGACAGACAGUCCACGAUGCCCCCUAGUGUCCCUAUACGGAAAGACAGGAAGGACGUUCCGAAGCCAAUCAGUAAUGGCCUUCCCCCUACACCCAAAGUCCAUAUGGGGGCAUGUUUCUCCAAGGUGUUCAACGGCUGUCCUUUGAAGAUCCACUGUGCCACUUCCUGGAUCAAUCCGGACACCAGAGACCAGUAUUUGAUAUUCGGAGCUGAAGAGGGAAUCUACACAUUAAACCUUAAUGAGCUGCAUGAGACCUCGAUGGAACAGUCUAUUUUAUGUCUCAAAUCCUCCGGCUUCUCAUUCUCCAGUAAAUCAAGCACUAUCAUGAGGCCAAAGGUCCCGCCACCGCUUCCUCCCAAGCCCAAGUCGAUCUGCUCAUCCCAACAGCAGCAGCAGCAGCAACUAAAACACGACGAUAGCCAAUCACACAGCGAGGACGACGGCGGAGGAGGAGGAGGGACCAUCAAACGCUGUCCAGUCCCAGAGACGCCGAGCCCCGCCAAGCCCGCCUCCAACGUUCCCCCGCGGCCCCCACCUCCGAAGCUGCCGCCCCACCGCCGCAGUAGUCUAGGUAAUGGGCUGAACUCUCCACACAGUGGCGAGAGGGAAGGUCCAUCAGACAGACAGUCCACGAUGCCCCCUAGUGUCCCUAUACGGAAAGACAGGAAGGACGUUCCGAAGCCAAUCAGUAAUGGCCUUCCCCCUACACCCAAAGUCCAUAUGGGGGCAUGUUUCUCCAAGGUGUUCAACGGCUGUCCUUUGAAGAUCCACUGUGCCACUUCCUGGAUCAAUCCGGACACCAGAGACCAGUAUUUGAUAUUCGGAGCUGAAGAGGGAAUCUACACAUUAAACCUUAAUGAGCUGCAUGAGACCUCGAUGGAACAGCUCUUUCCUCGGCGGUGUACCUGGCUAUAUGUCAUGAACAAUUGUCUUCUUUCCAUAUCUGGAAAAGCCUCUCAGCUGUACUCCCAUAGUGUGAGCGGUCUGUUCGAACAGGCCCGACAGUUACAGAAGUUACCAGUAGCCAUUCCCACACACAAGCUGCCUGAUAAGAUGAUUCCCAGGAAGUUUGCGGUGUCCAAUAAAAUUCCAGACACUAAAGGGUGCCAAAAGUGCUGCGUAGUUCGUAACCCGUACACAGGCCAUAAGUACCUGUGUGGAGCCUUUCAGUCUAGUGUCAUGCUGUUGGAGUGGGUGGAGCCCAUGCAGAAGUUCAUGCUCAUCAAGAACAUCGACUUCCCGUUGCCGUGUCCGUUGGAGGUCUUUGAGAUGUUGGUGGUCCCGGAGCAGACCUACCCUCUGAUCUGUGUGGCGGUCAGUAAAGGUACUGAACUCAACCAGGUGGUCAGAUUCGGCACCGUCAACCCCAACUCUACCUCCUCCUGGUUCACAGAAGCAGACACACCACAGACUUGUGUGAUCCACGUCACUCAACUAGAGAGAGACACUAUACUUGUUUGCCUCGACAGGUGUAUAAAGAUAGUGAACCUCCAGGGGAGGUUGAAAUCCAGCAGGAAGUUGUCAGCGGAGCUCACUUUCAACUUCCAAAUUGAAUCCACAGUUUGUCUUCAAGACAGCGUACUGGCCUUCUGGAGGCAUGGUAUGCAGGGACGGAGUUUCAAGACCAAUGAGAUCACCCAGGAGAUCUCUGACAGCACACGCAUCUUCAGACUACUGGGAUCAGACAGGGUGGUGGUGCUGGAGAGCAGGCCCACAGACAACCCUACAGCCCACAGCAACCUCUACAUCCUGGCAGGCCAUGAAAACAGCUACUGAGACACACACACAAACACACGCGCACAUAAACACACUCUCUAAACAGCCUACCACUAAUGCAAACAUCAGAGCGAGCAACCGGGAGACACACUCAGCCAAACCCUAUCGCUAACCCACCCAACCUCCUGUCGGCCGCGAAACUGGGAGAUAAGCCGUUUGUGGGUGCAGAUGUGGAUUCCCAGUUGCAGACAUUCAAAAUGCACCGCAGUGUUACAUGUGUAUUAGCUAAGCGUGGUGUAGUAGGGCAGCAGGGUGUGGACCCAUUUCUGACGGGGCCAGGGUUAAAACCGCUGGUCUGGGGCCAGUAUGGGUUAAGUUAGCCGGGGAAUCUCCUCUCUGCACCUUAUGAGAGCGACUUCAAUGCAGAAUCCUUCCUGAUACCAUCCCACCUUCCCACUGCAUACUGGGAAAACCGCAUCCAGCACAGAAGUCUGACUUCAACACUACUUCUACUACUAGUUCUACACAUACAACUACUACUACUACUACUACUACUGCUACUUGCGCUAAAGCUUCACGGAAGAGCCAUCUUGCACAGAAAACCUUUCUCUCCUUCACCAUCCUUUCCUCUGUCUCCCUCUUCCUCUUUUUUUUUUUUUUUUUUUUUUUUUUUUUAAACUACACCUUUAUUUAUUGUGGCAUGAUGUAACUUUAACAACCAGGAUGGCUUUCCUGUUUUAUUAGUUGUUUUUUUAAAAAAGGAUUGAAAAAAAAGACUAAAUAGCUUCGCCACCUCUGCUAGCAUCGAAUUCCGAUACCCGUCACCACACCACACAAGUGCUUAAUUGACCUAUUUAAUUGUUGUAAAUAUAAAUGUAGUAUUUUUUUGACAGACGAACACUAAAAAAGACUGGUUAUGUAGAUAGGCGUGUGUAUAGUUGCCCUGUACAGCUGUGGAGACAAACGGAGAGAAAGACAGGCGUGGAGGAGUGACGGGGGCGGUAAAUUCACUUCCUAGUUCCCUGAUCAUGUGAGGAGGGUCGGGAAGCAAAGACCCCUGCCGUCUCCUCAGGUGGACAGCUUUAGUAAUCACAUAUUACUCGAAUAACAGUCUGGAGCUCAGGAUCGGACUGAGCAAACACGGGAAGCAGCACUGAUUGGUCAUUUUCCUUUUGCAUGUGUCACCAUCAAAUCUUCCUGCUCGUUUGCACCAUAGCAACAGUCAUCAGGGCAGCGGAGGUUAAAAGUUCUGUUCAUUUAAGUUUGUUUCUCAUGUUUUUUUUUUUAUUUUUUUAAUGCUGUUUUUAUCAGAAAGCUUUGUUUGUUUUUUUUUAAUGCCAUUUUUUAUUGAACCACUGGUGUUAAAAAUUUGCACAGAGAAAAAGGUAUUUGACAAACAAAUGUGAUGUCAUUAUAAUAUAUGAUGUGUGUAUGCACAGUGUGCGUGUGUGUGUGUGUGUGUGUGUGUGUGUGUGUGCGCGCGCACGUAGACAUAGAAUAUUCACAUACAAGUGCAUAAUUUACAGAUCUGGACUUUAACAAGUGACAGCUGUGUUUCUGCCAGAGGCCACACAGAUAUUAGAAAAACAAGAAAAAAAAAGGAUUUUCACAGAAGGAAAAAUGGUUUAUAUUUAUCCAGUAAACUUGGUAUAUAUUACCCGUUAGCCAUCUUUUCUGUCAUUAAAUUUAACUAAUGUGGAAUUCCACAUGGUUGGAGUAUAACCAUUGGCAGUUAAACCCUCCCAUAUGGUUCUCCAAAGAGGAUAAAACACUAAGAAUCAUUUUAAAAUACUGCUUGAUCUAUAAAGCUAGGACACGAUCACAUUUUGGCCAGGUAAAAUGUAUUUACAGUCAAAUGAAGAGCUAAAGGCCCAACUCCCGUUCAUAGCUGAGUUCUGUUCUACUAGCCUCCAAAACAAAAUGGAUUUGUGGGUAAAUGGGUGUGUACUACUAUGCUGGACACAUAAAAAAACAAUUAUGUUGUUAGCAUUUAACAUCUCUCAAGUCUUACACAGAAAAACGCGGUUACAGUGCCAUUCAAUGUUAACAUAAUUAUGUGUAUAUAAAGAACAAUUAAUGAAACACAUUGAACGAUUAUUUCUAGUAAAACAGAAGUUAGCUGGCCCAAAAGUGGGGUGGGAAAUAACAUUUCCAAAUAUUUUAUUAAUUUUAGUCAUAUUUGGAGAACUUCAGCCUUCAAUGAUGUGACUUUUCACUACAUGCAUGUAAAUGUGCACUGUCGAGUCUACAUGUGGCAGUACACUACCAGUCUUUACAAGCUAUGACACUCGAUGGCUGCUUCAGAGGACGUGAACACUUGUUCAGCUGAACUUAACUCAGAUACCAUCGCUAAAUGUCACAUUUUACAGAGCUGAAACAUUUGGGAUCAUUUUUCAAGCGCUUCCAAAUUUCUCGUUAAACAAAAAUGCUGUUUCUGUUGCCGUCUGGUGGCAAAUUUUCACCGCUCGACACCAAUCCCUAACCUAAAGUGACCCAAUACUGCACUACAAUGGAGCGUUACAAAUACAGAAGAUUUAAAUAUUUGAUAUAUCAUCAAUGUGUAAAAACAAAGCUGAAGUCCAAUUGACACAAUAGGAAAGGCUAGAUAUGAAGUAAAUGGAAUAGACGUGUCACCGAGUGUUACCAAGGUGGUUGUAAAGGGGGCAUGUAGCUGUGUUGGCAAUUUAAGAAAGUGAAUGUAACAGCUUUCUGUUCCUCCUUGACCUCUUAUUACCCCCUUUGUAUAGUGAAAUUUGAUUUCCUUCCACCGCGCAGAAAGUGAAUAUGUCAUAAUCUAAACCUUCGUUACUUCACCCAACAUGUGUCCCUCCUAAAUUUCAGUGACACCAAUGUCCAUUCACACUAUUUCACUGUGUUUUCAUGGGGUUUAUUUGUUGAUAAAUUGAUCCUCUCUCUGGAUUCCAGCUCCUGAUGCUUUACUGCCCAGUUGUGGGGAAGUAGCUAUAACAGGUAUAGUGUAGUUGGAGCGCUUGAAUCCACUGUGAGGAUAUAAAUUAUUUGUCUUCUUUUUAUCGCCUGUGCGCGGUUUUCUUUCUUCUAUAAAAUACCCACAUAGUGCUGCACUGGGAAAAACCAUAUUUCAGAAAUAUCAAACAUACAAGCCAUUGAGACAAAAUGUAUCACACAUUCCUUUAAAUUAGGGCUCAGUUGAUGUCAAAGAACAUAUAUUUUACAUUUUUAAUGUAAUGCCAAAAUAUGUUGUUAAAAGGUUUAAUGGCCAAAUUCAGAUAGAUAGUCUACCUCGUGGUAUGUCCUAGAUGAAAAACACACCAACAUGUCUGAUUCAAAAGACAGCCAUCAACAGCUUAUAAGGUUAGUGUUACAUGUUCUCUGAGUCUCGUUAAAAUGUCUAUGUCCUCUCAGUUGAUGUUAAUAAAACCCUAAAGACAAAGUGAAUGAGACAUUUCUCUAAAGGUUACUCAAUGGGUUUUUUUAAGGCUUUCUUUGUUUCCUAAAACACCCAAUUUCUUUGAAUUUAUUUUGAAUUAUCAAGUUUUGUUAAUUCUCAGAUCUCAAACCCAAGAAUAAACUUUUCCUGUAUCAUAGCAGCUCAUCAUCUAAAAUUGUGGAAAGUAUGUAUUGAUUUAGUUGAAACAAAAAACACAAGCAGUCCUAAAAUCUCAUACCAUAUACUCCCGUUGGGUUCAUAUCUUUUAAUUUUGGGGGAGAAAAGUGUCCCUUUUGCCAAAUAAUGAAGUUAGUUUCUGUGGGAUUGAAUGAUGUGUCAAUGACUCCUAAUUUAUGCUGUCAUAUAGACACAUUUAAGUGAUAAUCCCUUAAAGCGGGUGCCAACAUUGGCCUUCUGUUGUAGGUUUUGCGUAAAUGAUAAAGUCUAUUUUAUAGCCUCAACUACUCCUGGGUCAAAUCACGUGUGGAAACAAUUCACAGGGAUUGUUUUAAGAUGAUGUGGGCUCCAGAUAUGUAGAUGUUUUUAAAUGGGACACCGAUGAGUUAUUUGCAAAAGCUGUGUGUACCAGGUCUCCUCCCAAUAUAAAACAAAACACAAAAAGUCUACUCUGUUCUGUCGCUACUGCAUCAGCUUCUGUCUUUUGUUUUCAUAAUGCAAUGCACACAUUAUGAAAUGUAUAUACUGUAAAAUAAAAAUGGGUUUGUUUUACAUACUGUAUAAUUGCCUAUAUUUUGGUUCAGAAGUGUAACAGAUUUAUGAGAUGACAGGUUAACACAUUAAAAAGAAGGAACUCAA
Molecule: messenger RNA, 7848 nt
Organism: Micropterus dolomieu (smallmouth bass)
Lineage: Eukaryota; Metazoa; Chordata; Actinopteri; Centrarchiformes; Centrarchidae
Product: mitogen-activated protein kinase kinase kinase kinase 3-like
Exons: 40
Coding region: 129-3683 (1184 amino acids)
Biological process (GO): protein phosphorylation
Molecular function (GO): ATP binding; MAP kinase kinase kinase kinase activity
Source: RefSeq, a predicted model, not a curated record